UUGGGGAGUCGCGCCCCACACCAUUUGCCCUCCCCUUUCCCCUUCCAUUCUCCACCCCCGCGCGAAACGCAGGGAGAGAAACCCUAGGCUCGUCGGCGGGCGCGACCGGCGAGAGCGCGGCGACGGCGAGGAACAAAGGUGGGGGGAGUGCGUGACAACGACCACCACGCGGAGGCGAGCGGUACCAGCUGACCAAGCAGCGCGCGCGCGACGAGAGAAGGGGAGGGGGAGAAGGAAGGAGGUCCCGUCGGUGACGCGAGGCGGGGGACGGCGAACUGCUACAUCUCCGGGAGAGAGAAGCAAAAUCGCAAGUCGGCAAUGGAUCUGGUGGUGGCAGGGCGCGGCGAGGCCAUCAAAUGGCUCCUGACCAAACUCGGGGCGCUGCUUGCUGAUGACUACACUCUGAUCCAAGGCGUCCGUGGUGACAUACAGUUCAUCACAGACGAGCUCGGCACUCUGCAGGCGUUCAUUGGCGACCUCGGCCGCACGGAUCCCCACUACCACGACCUCCGGACGAGGGAUUGGCUCAAGCAGAUCCGUGAGGUCACCUACGACGUCGAGGACUGUGUUGACGACUUCGCCCACCGGCUGCAUCACGACCCCACAGCCGACCUUUGCUGCUGCUCGUUUGUUGCCUUCAAAAUCUAUGAGGUCUGGACGUGGUGGCCUUGCCACGAAAUAGCUUCUACCCUAUCUGAACUCAAGAUGCGGGCGCAGCAAAUUGGGGAACGGCGCAUCAGAUACGGCCUUGACAACCCAAAGACCAGCAGCGACAGGCCCGGUGGAGCUGACAUUGGGUUCAAUGCCGCAGAGAAUCAGCAGACAAGGCUUGCGCUUGUUAGAACCAAGACACCUGUGGGAGUUGAAAGGGACAUGGAGAUGCUUGGGAAAUGGAUGCUGACAGCUGAGGGGCCGGCAGUGACCAUUGCAGAGCAACUUCCAAGCAAUAGCACUGUUGUCCGUGUGGAUGAACCUAAUGCAGAUCCAACAAACCAUGGUGUGCUAUGCAUAGUCGGAUUGGCAGGGGUGGGCAAGACCACAAUAGCCAGAUCAUUAUAUCAAAACUUCAGUGAUCAGUUUGACCGCAGGGCGAUGGUCACAGUGUCACAGAAAUCUGAUGUAGAGGCAGUACUAAGGAGUAUACUCUACCAGAUCAUGCCACAGGUCAGAGAAGGUACCAGGCAGCAGCGGUGGUGGGACACAUCUCAUGGCAGGAAAAAAAACAACACGGGCCAAAACUAG
Aegilops tauschii subsp. strangulata is the source of this 1242-nucleotide messenger RNA. Lineage: Eukaryota; Viridiplantae; Streptophyta; Magnoliopsida; Poales; Poaceae. The record is from RefSeq and is a predicted model, not a curated record.